AGGAAUGUGUGCUCUCUGUAAAAUUAUUACUGGGGCUGACAGGGGGUGGAGGUUUCCUUUGGGGUGUCGAAGCGGGUCCCAUGAAUUGAGGAUGGCGCUGUGUACAGUGUGAGCGAGUUAGCAGCCAAAGUUACAUGGCGCAGGCAGGAAAGUUUGCAGGAGAGGCGGACAGUGAUUCCAAGUUGUUCUUCUGUCAUACCCACGGAUGCCGAGUGCAAUAAUGUGGACUACAGUCUUCAGAUAACAAGGACUACUGGGAUGUUUUAUGGAUGUUUUGCUUGAAAAAUAACAGUUAACGGUUUUUUUGCCGCACGCUGUCGUUUCAAUGGACUAUCAUCUAUCUUAUCACUCAGUGAGUAACUUGAACAGAAAUUGACUGCAUGGUUUCUCUGACUUGGGCGCAAGUGUGCAUCACGAAUAUGAGUGUGUUGUUGACGUUAUGCCAUGUAGCUUAGCCUUACAUGUUGUGAAACAAUGAACUCCCCCCGUGACCAGGAAUUGGCACCCUUAUCUCGGAAACACCGACUCAUGGCUGCAGCUAUGCCCGGUGAAGACAGCACAUUGCCCGGUAACAUUUCCAGGACUGAUCGGAAUGGAUUGGGGGGACUUGUUCACUGUUUUAUAUGUGGAAGCGGAGUUACACCGGGGAAGGAAUUAAGGUUACAAGUGGCAUAUCAAAAAGAGAGGAUCCCCUUUUUCCCGUUUCUCCAAAAUCAGGAGCCAGCCCCGGGUGCGUGUGAAGUGAGCCCAGAUGGUCAUGUACUGGUGUGCGCUGUAUGUCACUGCUUUCUAACGGAGCAGUGGAACUCUUUCGAGCGGAGCAGGACACCCAUUGAGAAGCGCAUGUACUGGCUGAAACGUCCGUACCAGUGCGACUCUCGUCGGGUCCCACAGGAGUGGAACAUCUCCUAUGAUCUGGAGAGGAGGAUCAGUGUCAGUAGCCAAAACUACGACGGGGGCGCAGAGUCUGAUUUCUCUUCUUUUUCAGAAAACGAGAACAUUUCAGAUCAGGAGAUGGAUUUUGCCUACAGAGUCGGUGUGGGCAAAGACAAGUUUGUGAGAGCAUCUGGAAAAUCGCCCAGAGACAGCAGCAGGAAGAACAAUGGCAUCGGUAUUAAAAACAGCCCAGAUACACAGCGGGCAGUGCGUUACCCGGUGGGUGUUUAUAGGGCGCAGGGAUCGCCAAAAGCGGAGAGUGCUCUGACGGCGAGGCGCGGUGCUAAAAUUAUGAACAAUGUCUGUCAAUCACCAGAAUCUUUGGCAAAAUCCCAGGAGAGAUUCCCCCGGCGAUGCUAUGACAGCUCGCUCUCUGACACACCUGUGCAAGACAACGGGGUCAUUAUGCGCAACAGGCGGUGGCUGGAGGAGGAGAAUGUCAGACAUGUGGAGUCGCAUCAGAUCCAGCGUGUAGCCGACAGCAGCUGUGCUCCUUCCAAGCAUCCAUCGCUGCUGUACCAGGGAAAAGGCGAGGAGAACUCCAGCACUUCUGCGUCUUCUGCUGGCACCGCUGCUGUCAUCUCUAAAUGUAACAUGGCUCCUCCCAGGGAGAAUAACUCUGACAACUCUGAAGAUGAGAUUAACAUUACAAGCGAUGACGACAGGGAAUCGUAUGACCGCAAAACAGACCGCACAACACAACGUAGACCUGUGGCAGAUCAGCCACACCACACUGCAAACUCCAGUCCAGAAGAGUGUGUGUGCUACAUCUGUGGCGCUGGGCUCAGACAUGAUGGGCGUUUUAAAGUCAGUGUUCAGAAACAAGAGAGGGCACAGGGUGAGCCCUUCUUUCCCUUCCUGUGGCUUCACUCCCCACCCCAUAAUGCAAUACCUAUUAGUCCAGCAGGUAUAACCUUUGUCUGUGGCAGGUGUCACACCUCUCUCUUGCAGCAGUGGCAGAGCUUUCAGCUGGCUGAUGUGCCUGUCCUUCAGCGUUUGUAUGUAGUCCCCCUCAACCAGACCACAACUGGACUUCAUUCUUCCCAGUUUCCUCAGCAGGAGGGAAAAUCCUCAGGGCCCAUGGAAUGCAUACCUGAACCUAAGGCUUCCCACGAGGCCUGCUUCCUUUGUGGACAGGAGUGUAGAGGAGACAUGAGAGUAGCAUAUGCACAGGCAGGGGUUGGCAAAUCCCGUGGCGUGAUGUACUUUCCUUUCAUUAAUAUGUUGCCUUGCCCCCCUAAUGCACAGGGAGUGAGGAACGGCCGUGUGCACUGCUGUCCACAGUGCCAUUUUAUCCUGGAGGAGAUCUGGAGUGCGUAUCGACUUAGCCUCAGUGAAGACCUCAUCACCUCUGUCAGCUCAUUCCUUGUCAGGUACCAUGCUGCCAUGUCUAUCGAUGUCUCUGGAUCAGCCCACCCUCAAACAGGGGUGGCCUCACAUCCCAGCACCUCCAUGUCAGUGUGCUACCUGUGUGGAGCUGAGCUGUGUGCAGGGGGAGAGUACCAGCUACAUGUUAACCCGCCUGGUCGCUGUGGUGAGAGGGAGCCUUUCUUUCCAUUUCUCACCGUCCAUCCUCCUGCACCUCAUGCCAAGCCAGUUGAUGCCACAGGUCUGGUGUCAGCCUGUAAGCUUUGCUACCAUGACCUGCAUGCUCAGUGGGCCCAGCACGAGAGCAAAGGUCUAGGUCAGCCCACCCCUUCUACCUCUAGCUCAUCCAGUGCCAACCCCCAACCACCCAGUUCACCCUGGGCACGCCAGUACAGCUGUGAGGUUUUUGUGUGCUUCUUCUGCAGGCAGGAGCAGCGCAGGCAAGGUAGGCUGUGCGCUGUUACUGUGGCCAGACUACCUGUGUUCUUAUAUGCACCUCGCAGCACACGAAUGCUCCUUGUGGAUGAUGGCAGGAGGUUGGUGAUUGGCUCAUGUAAGGAAUGUAAGGCAAUGGUGCAGGUGGGACAGAGCAUGCAGCAGGACAGGGCUAGGCUGGAGCCCGGAGCCUCAGAUGGGGAGAGGAAAGAACACGAAUCAACGCCGCCACAGUCUAGACAUAAGGGUAGUACUGUGAUUGAGGCUGCAGCAGGAGCCAGUACGGAAGUGGACGCAGGUUCGGGGCCCUCACAAACUACAGGUGACCACACUCCUCCUCGGCCACUGACCUUGUUGGAGGCAGAGAGAGCAGACCGUCAGCUUUCCAGCAUGAGCCAUGAGCCAAAGUCACCAUCAUUAGGAAUGAUCUCCACGGCGACCCGUACCACGGCGACGGUCAGCCCUCUUACCCCGUCACCUCUCAAUGGCUCUAUCGUAGCCAAUGGAAGCCCAGCUGCCCAGUCAACUCAUUCGGGAUUUGCUGCAGCCCUCCGUAAACUGGCAAAACAGGCAGAAGAACCGCGAGCUGCAUCUUCCAUCAGCAGUGAGUCACCACCAGUGUCUUCACCAGCCACCAAUCACAGCUCUCCAGUCAGUACACCCAAGAGGGGUCCUCUUGGUCCUGGUCCUGUCCUGGUACCCCCAGCAGGCCACACUGUGCCAAACACUCCACCUGUAGUCACCAUUGCUCCAACAAAGACCAGCAACGGCCUAUGGAGAAGCGAGGGGCGCCAGGCUGACGCAGGGCCUCAUGGGGCCAGCAGGGAACGUCUGGGCGCAGAAGGAGCCCUCUCCCAGGAAAAGGGUGGCCCCUCAGUCCCUGCACACCUCCUGGGAAACCCCUAUGCCUUUGGUCUCACUCCGGGAGCUGUCAUGCAGGAGUCACGGUUUCAACCUCUUAACCUGCCCAGACAGUUGCCUAACGCAGUGCCACCUGGUCCUGUACCAGAGGAGUAUCUCCGGGGUUUUCGGCCUUAUGCCACAGCCGAGGAUGCCCUCCGGAUGCCCUCUUUGCCCAUGGGCCUAGACCCUGCCACUGCAGCUGCCUACUACUCCCACAGCUACCUGCACCACCCUUCAACCUUCCCUUCAUACAGGAUGGAUGACCCGUUCUGCCUCUCUGCUUUGAGGUCACCUUUCUACCCACUGCCAACAGGGGGAGCUUUACCCCCUAUCCACCCCUCUGCUGUUCACAUGCAUCUACCAGGCAUCCGCUACCCUGGAGAUUUCACGCACCCUUCAUUGUCGGCAUUGCAGUCUGACAGGCUUCAGCUAGAGGAUGAGCUGCGGCAACGGGAGAGGGAACGCGAACGAGAACGCGAGCGUGAAAAAGAGAGGGAACGAGAGGCUGAGAGAGAGAAGGAACGGGAGAGAGAACGCGAAAGGGAGAGGGAACGGGAAGAGGCGGAGAGGGAGAGGCAACGAGAAAGGGAAAGGGAGAGGGAGAGGGAGCGCGAGAGAGAACGGGAGAAGGAGAGAGAAAGAGAGAAGGAACUCGAGAGGCAGAAGGAGAGGGCACUGAGGGAAAAAGAGCUGCAGGCAUCCAAGGCCAUGGAGAACCACUAUCUGGCUGAGCUCCAUGCCAUGAGAGGACAGGAGGACCGAACCAAGCCUGAAAGACUAACCCCUAAUCGGGCUGACAAAACCAAAGAGCCCGCUCUUCCAGCUCCCAAACCAGUCCCACCAGGAAUCCAUCCAUCUGUAGUCCAAUCACAUCAUGGUCUAAUCUCAGGCCACAGCAUCUACAUGGGGACUGGCGCUGCAGGAACAGGGCUUGCAGCCUCAAUGAUUGCUCAGAGGAACAACGAGGAGGAGAGGUGGAUGGCACGGCAACGCAAGCUGCGACAGGAGAAAGAAGAUCGUCAGUGCCAGGUGUCUGAAUUCCGCCAGCAGGUUCUGGAGCAGCACCUGGACUUGGGUCGGCCAGGUGACACUCCAGAUCACAGGAUGGAGUCACACAGACCAAUAGCUAAUCAUCAUGAACCAGGAAACAGGGAACUCAACCCUCUCUUAGGUGCCCCUCCACCUCUCAUCUCCCCCAAACCUCCACAGCCACCGCGUGAACAUCACCCUCCGCCUCCUACCACCCUGUGGAACCCUGCAUCUCUUAUAGACACAGCCUCAGAGUCGAGACGUAACCACGAGCCCUCAGGGAUGGGACACUAUGAGCUCAGUCGGCUGCCCCCAGGACCCUCCAGAUAUGAAGACGGAGCCCGAAGAAGAGACGGGGGUGCAAUGGAGAAAUAUCCUCCUUUGAGAGGUCCCCCAGGUCUGCCUGAGCCCAGCACAUACCUUGCUGAUUUAGAGAAAUCCGCCCAGUCAUUUUUGAGCCAGCAGAGGGCUUCCAUGUCUCUGUCCAGCCAAUAUGAACUGGAGGGAAGCCUGAAAACCAAUGCUGGAAUAAAGAGCCUCCAGGGUCACCCAGGGUAUAGUAGACAUGGACAAGCAGUGGUUUCUGGGCCAGCAAUGGGACUGGGACAGGUAGCCUCAUUCGGCAUGGUCCCAGACCCGAAGUUGAUCUAUGACGAGUUUCUUCAGCAGCACCGGAGGCCUGUCAGCAAGCUGGACCUGGAGGAGAAGAGGAGAAAGGAGGCCAGGGAGAAAGGGUACUAUUAUGAGCUGGAUGACUCAUACGAUGAGAGUGAUGAAGAAGAGGUGAGAGCCCACCUCAGGAGAGUAGCAGAGCAGCCUCCGCUGAAACUGGAUGACUCUACAGAGAAAUUGGACUUUCUGGGAGUGUUUGGCCUUACCACAGUGGGCCGACGGGAUGAGCUGGUGCAGCAGAAGAGAAGGAAGAGAAGGAGGAUGCUCAGAGAGCACAGUCCCUCCCCACCUGCCUCACAAUCAAAACGCACUCCUCCACCUCAGCUCAGCACACGUUUUACCCCUGAGGAGAUGGACCGAGCGCCAGAGUUGGAGGAUAAGAAGCGAUUCCUCACCAUGUUUAGACUGUCCCAUGUGACUGUACAGCAGAGAAAAGAUAAUGAAAGGGUAGUGGAGCUGCUACAGGCAAUUAAAGAAAAGACUGUGACCUUGGAUACCAUCAGACAUGCUCCACAUCCACUGUGUAAAAGUCCUCCAACUCAGAUAUCUAAUCCUGCAUUCUCCCAGCCUCCCUCUGAACCAGAGGAGCACCACAGUGUCAGACCACGCAGCCCCUCCUCGCAUUGCCCAACAUCCCCCAAUGGGCAUCCAAAACCCCUUGGGGACACAUUAAGACCAAAGGCACCCCCUUCUCCAGCUGUCUACCCAGACAAGGCCCGGGGGCCCAGUGAGGGACCGAUCUCAAAGAGGAGCUCCAGCCUGCUUAACAGCUUGAGGCCCCCACUCCCCCUGCAGGCUAAAGAAGGUCAUCACAGCAUCAAUGGGCGCACACAACCCCGGGACUUCGCCCGAGAGGAAUUUGCCCAGCAGUUCCACGAAUCUGUGCUACAGUCCACUCUACAGAAACAUAAAGGUGGAGCCGCAGGGGUGUCAGAGUCAUCCCACCUCCAGGAGUCCUCUGUUCACUACAACAUUCCCGAGCUUCAGGGCCCUCCUGGCCGACCACCACAGCCACAUUCACAGUCCCGCUCAACUCCACAGUCAUUUCCACAUCCACUUUUGCACUCUCACCCUCAGCCCAACGGGCAGCACCUCUCAAUGCCUCAGCACAGGGAGGCAUCGGGGAUGAGGGAGGACGUGUCUGGUCCAGAGGAUUCUGAAGAGGAAGACGAUGAGGAGGAAGAAGAGGCUUCAGUUUUCAAGUGGCAGGGGAUUGAAUCUAUAUUUGAAGCUUAUCAGGAAUAUGUGGAAGAGCAAACUUUGGAGCGACAAGUACUGCAGAGCCAGUGUCGAAGACUAGAAGCUCAGAACUACAACCUUAGUCUAACUGCUGAGCAGCUGUCUCAUACCAUGGGGGAGCUGAUGUCCCAAAGACAGAAGCUGGCAGUGGAAAGAGAGAAGCUACAAGCAGAGAUGGAACACUUCAGGAAGUGUUUGACGCUGCCACAGACACACUGGCCAAGAGCCGGCCAUUAUAAAGGUUACCCUCCGAGGUGACCCUGACGCUGAUUUUGAUAGCCCUUGGGCCCCAGCCUCCUCCCCUUUCAGACUGACACCCAGAGUUUAUUUUUAAUGGCCUGGUCCUCAUAGCUCCAUGGAGGAUAAUACGGCUGGCUAGAUACGAUGAAUGAAUGAAUGGAGUGAAUGGAUGGAUAGAUAGAUAGGUGAGUGCACAGGAGACCGGACCAUUCAGUGAAGUACAGGCAGUCUUUGGAUUAUGGGUCAACAGGGACUGCACCACAAGCCACUAAUGUGUGCCAACGUAGCCAACUCCAAGAUCAGUGAGUGUAUGGGGCAGGAAAACCUGAAGAUCAAGACGACACCUGCUUUUCAUUCUUCAGUCCCUGCUGCGCUAUUGUUCAGUCCCUGCAUCCCUCACCGCCACAGCUACACAGACAAUCCUGCCAAUGAGGGAGCAGCUACCCCUGGAGGGGGGUGUCGUUACAAGACUUGAAAGCUCCAAAUCUCCAAAUGAAGACCUUUGGUCAUUUGGGACUGAAUUUUUUUUUCUUUUUUUCCUUUUACUUUGUGGCCACAUGAGCUUUUGAACUGGAAAUGCACUUAAUAAAAGCUGAAGAACUACCUGGUGGUACUGUGUUACAACAAAGAACUGUUCAAAUUAGGGAAGAACUUAGAAAAUGCACAUUUUUGGAAAGAAUUAAGUAAAUGUUUUAUUUCGAAAUAGAAAAUUUGAAAAUAAGAAUUUUAAAAGGUGCUUAAGCCUUGUAUUGUAUAUAAUAUGAAGACUUAAAAAGAAUUUUGUAUGUUUUUAUUACUUUAAUCAUUGUUCUUUUAAAAGAAAAAGCCUGCCAUUUUAUAUGUUUAUGCUUUUUGGGUUGAAAAAAAAAGAAAGCCUUGCUUUUAGUGUUUGUACUGCUGCUGGCUAGAACAGCUUGUUUUGCGACAUUUAGCAGAGUGAGAGGAAGCAGGAUGCACUCCUCUUAUUCUGUCCCGGCACUGCGCAGCUGAGACCCCAGCCACAGCCACUUUAUCUGGCCUCUGAGCUCAGCAAAGCUUACUUAGAGGUCCUGAGAUGUGGCUCCUGCCCUCCACUCCCCCUUCAUUCACAGCAGUGUGUCUCUGUUUUAAUGCCCAUUUCAUCAGCUCCUCCCGGUCAGCUUUACUGUUGCUGGCAUGACUAGUUAAUUAAGUACUCAUGCAGAAACCAGAUCCAAAGCCACUUUUUUUUUUACUUGAUUUUCUUGAUUAUUGUAAGACAUUUUCUUACACAGCCAGCAGAUAAAUAUUGCUUUAUCCUAUUUUUGGACCUUCACUUUACUUUGUAUGACGCUUAGCAUUGAACUCAAACACACGAUAUGACGGUUUGCGGUAUGCCUUACAAGAUCAAGCCCCUGUCAGCAGCCAUGAGACGAAAUGGUGCCAAAAUAAUCAUAAAAAUAUAGCAUAGUAAAUUAUUAGUUGCAAUUGGGUAGCCAAACAUACAAACCAGAAUGGCCAUCUUAUACCGCUGAAUAUGUUUGACAUAACAUCAUCUACUCUUUGCAUUUCUCUAUUUUUAGGACCCUCUCCACUCCCACAAAGUUGCCAAGAUGUCCUAGAAACCAGGCAGGACGCUUAACUGAGCAGCUCCUGGUACAUUUAAAAUCAGAGAGGUUUGCUUUACCUUGGAUAUCUGUUUACAACCUCCAUCUGCCCCCCAUCCUCCUAAUGAGAUUUGGCUCGUAUUACAGUGACUUUCUACCCUGUAACUCAUCUUGUCUCCACCUUAUGGUUCUAUGUGCGCUUGGGGACCUCAGACACAGUGAAAUGAGGUGUCCAGGUCAUUGUUUGACAUGUUAAGGUGUGGUGGUGGGAUGUUUGAUGUGAAUGGGUUAAGGAUUUCAGUAUUUGCAAAUAAAAACUUUAAAAAUG
Molecule: messenger RNA, 8715 nt
Organism: Oreochromis aureus
Lineage: Eukaryota; Metazoa; Chordata; Actinopteri; Cichliformes; Cichlidae
Gene: gse1b
Product: Gse1 coiled-coil protein
Exons: 17
Coding region: 475-6840 (2121 amino acids)
Source: RefSeq, a predicted model, not a curated record